Molecule: messenger RNA, 1164 nt
Organism: Apodemus sylvaticus (European woodmouse)
Lineage: Eukaryota; Metazoa; Chordata; Mammalia; Rodentia; Muridae
Gene: Pgbd1
Product: piggyBac transposable element derived 1
Molecular function (GO): sequence-specific DNA binding
Source: RefSeq, a predicted model, not a curated record
AUGCAGAACUCCAAGCCUGGAUACAGACACCCUCUGCAGAGAGGUGAUGAGGCAGCAACGUUACUGGAGAAUCUAGCCUCGGAACAAGGAGACACAGGGCAACAGGCUGCUUUCUGUGUUCAGGAGCAGGAUGUGCACUUAGUGGUGACAGAGUAGCAAGGAGCCUCUGUGGAGGAGAAUCAGAGCCUCCAUUUCCUGCAGUCCGGGGUCACUCCCUGGACAAGGGGAUCUCCAGAGCUCCCCCAGGAUGUGAGCAAUGAUUCAUGGAACCCCACUGAAAGGGCAGUCUCCGAUUUGAACAGGAGCUGCCAACCACCCUGCGAUUCCGGGGCCAAGAUGCACAUUGCAUCCGUGCAGUGUGUGGCUGGAGAUAUUACUCGGAAAGGGAGGGAAGAAGACAAAUCUCAAGUGAGUGAUCUGCUCCUCGGCCCUGUGUUUUCUGAUGAUUCAGAGACAGAGGAAGACAACAAGCCUGAGGCGUAGCCUGAGGGAAGGAGGCUAAAGGUCAGCAUCCCUGAGAAGCACUGGACUAAACAAGACAUUAAGCCCAAUUUUCCAAGCUGGUCAGCACUGGAUUUUGGACUUUUGAAUCUAAAGAGUGAGAAGUUGAACCCAGUAAAGCUCUUUGAAUUAUUUUUUGAUGAUGAAACAUUCAACUUGAUAGUCAAUGAAACCAAUAAUUAUAUUUCUCGGAUAAAUGUCAACCUAGAAGUCACAGUGCAGGAAAUGUGAUGUGUGUUUGGUGUCCUUCUCUGGAGUGGAUUUGUAAGGCAUCUCAGGAGGGGGAUGUAUUGGGAAAUCUCUGAUUCUGAUCAGACUCUGAUUAUAAAUGCAAUUAGAAGGGACAGAGUUGAAUUAAUUUUCUCAUUCCUGCAUUUUGCGGAUAAUAGCCACCUAGAUCAAAAAGAUAUGUUUUCAAAAUUGAGGCCUCUCACAAAGCAAGUGAAUUAAAAUUUCCUCCUGUAUGCCCCCCUAGAGGAAUACUAUUGUUUUGACAAGACAAUGUGUGAAUGCUUUGAUAGUGACCAGUUUCUGAAUGGAAAGCCUCUUAGAAUUGGCUAUACAUUUGGUAUGGCGCAACCACACAAAGCUAUCUGGCUUGGUUUGAGCCUCACCAAGAAGACUCAGCUGUGGAAACAGAUAAGGAGCUGGACCUUGGACUAG